Molecule: messenger RNA, 2394 nt
Organism: Dibothriocephalus latus
Lineage: Eukaryota; Metazoa; Platyhelminthes; Cestoda; Diphyllobothriidea; Diphyllobothriidae
Source: the annotation of a GenBank genome assembly
GAUAACGAAGGUGUCGUCCACGCCACGCAUCCAGAAUUUUGGUUUUUGAGUCCGAAAGACCUUCGUUUCUGGUUUCUACAACACUGCCUCAGCGAUAUGGCCCGAGAUCGGUGGGCCCAUCGGGGUGUCCUGGACUUACUCGUACACCUGCUCGUUAAACGUGAAACUGAAUUUGAGGCACGCAGGAAGUACCUUACGAUUACUAUCAAUGGCAAACCAGCAGAACUUCAGUUUGACACGACCUCAGACACCAGCGUCAUCUUUAGGUACACUUGGCAGGUGAUUGGACGGCCUCCAAUGAUCACAUCGGACAAAAAGCCUGUGAAUGUUUCUGGAGGAUUUGUGCGGCUCACAGGCCAGCUUGAAUGGGACGUUUCUCUUGAUGGCACUCAAUUCAAAGGAACGUGUUACCUUACCAACCCCCGCACCUUAACUUGACGGUCUUGGCUGGUGCAACAAGAUGAAGGUCACUCUCCAACUUCCAUCAAAUUCGGAGGCUGUCUUCCGACCAAAAGAUCAGUUCCUUAUGCUGCAGUUACUGUGGUCGACCAAGAUCUUGAUCGUAUUCAACGAGAUGGUCUUCUUCCACCAGUCAAUUACUCUGCAUGGCCCUUGCCCGUACCGGAAGUUCUAUUUGCUAAGUUGAGUGUCAGAAAUUGUUUCGUUAAAUUUGAUCUAUCUGAUGCAUACCUCAAUACCCAUCAAUUACUGUUCCAAUUGACCGGUGUUCCAUUCUGGUUUAAUACUGCUCCGGCCAGCUUCCAGCAACCCAUGGACACCAUGCUGAGGGGCAUUGAAGGAGCCACGGCCUAUCUGGAUGCUACCAUCGUCACUGAUUCAAAUCCAGAUGAAUUGUUGCAACGCUUGGAGACCGCGCUCAGACAGAUUCAGCAAUAUGACCGUCUUAAUGAUAUGAUAAUGCAUUACCCAGAAUUUAUACCAGCUUUAGUUGAGAAGAUGGACGUGCUUUUGGCCAUGGGCCAAUGGGAACGUGCUCUUGAUGUGGCCUCUAGUCUGGAUAAGCAUUACAAUCUAUUAUGUGCAUUGGAAUUGAACAACAGAUAUCAGUUCGAACAAAUGGCGAACGUUAUAUACAAAUUGUCGGGAAGGAACGCGCGACUGCUGAAGAAGGCCUAUCAGUUUGCCGAACGUGCCUUAGAGAUAUCACCGAACAGCUUUUCUUCAAUUUUCACAAUGGCAAAAAUAUCUUUUGCCCAAGGCAGUCACAAAGAAGCAAUGAGAUAUCUAAAAAAGGCCAUGAAAUUGAACGAAUCAAGUUUGGAGACUAUGUGCAGCAUUGUAAACUGUCAAAUAAUGCAAAAUUGCCUGAAGGACGCUAAACUGCAAUUAGAACUCCUGGAAGAAUUACAACCUACCAUUGGAAGUUCGCCUAUGAUCAUCUACCUACAAGCAAUUUUGCUACUGGAAGAAGGAAAACCUACUCUGGAGGUUUUGGCAAAACUUGACGAAGCAACAGAUCUGCACUUUAAAAAACUCAAGAAGGCCACACCCAGCAUUGAAUACUACUGUGAAAUGGACCCAGAUUUCCUGCUCCAGCUGGUAGAUGCGUACUUCAGCUUAUCCGUUCAACCUACUCCAGUCCCGGCGGGCAUUGAGAAGAGUCUGCGGACUGUUGACGUCCUGAAGGCGUCUACGAUGUGGCCAAAUACACAGCACAUACUCUCCAGGUGUCAGAAGAUACUUGGGAGUUUAACUGAUGCCUUGCCUGGUCUGCAGUGGGCAAACUAUCUUUUCGCCUAUUUGCAUCUAAUUCGCGGCGACUAUAACCAAGCACUCACCUUCAGCCAGACUGCUCUGGAAAUCGAUCCGACUUGUUCAACAGCGCAUGUAUUGCAGGCCCAGAUAUACCUAGCCCAAUCGAAUCUCAAGAGAGCGGAGCAAACUCUGGAAAUUGGACUAAGUAACAACUUUGAACUGCGCAAUCAUCCCCUAAACAGUCUGGUUCAGGCGAAGAUACACAUACAGGAUUUAAUGCCCGAGAAAGCGAUUGAAGUUCUAAACCAGGCGCUGACAAAUCCAGAAGCCCCGGGAUUCAGGUCUGUGUCAGCUGCAUCAGCCGGUGCUGGAAGAAUGCGAGACGCUCCAGAUACAACUCAAGGAACCAGCCGUCGUAAACAAGCCUAUACUGAAUUUUGGACAACAAUCUACCUGGAAAUCGUUACGGCUUACCGAAGCUCGGGCAAAUUCUAUGCUCCUCUUAAGGAGUUCGAAAAUCUUGGCUUGGCGGCUCCAGAUUUCCUAUUCACUGUUCCUUAUACCAAGGCCUGUGUGACUACUCCAGAAGCAGAAGAUUCAUGUUUUUUAGACGUGCUUAUACGCUUGUCUACUGAAAGCAGAUACUGUCGUUUGAUUGAAUUUGGACAGGUUGAAUAA